CGCGAUGAGAUGACGGAGGGGGUGGUCCAUAUACAUUACUCCAUUGUACGCUCGCAUAGUAGCGUGCAGGCAGGAGCUGGGUGCGGUUUUACCCAAGGACGGUUUUGGGAAGGAAGUCCAGUCAGCAAGACACGAGUCUAGGCGGGCCACUGAGUCUCCCCCAAGAGCAAGAUGGAAGGGGACAGCGAGCCCUCCACAGAGGCAGAGGAGGCUGCCGUGUACUUCCAGAUCCCAGGCCCCAUGAUCACCUUCCAGAACAUCAGUUACUGUGUGAGUGUGAAAAAGAACCUGCUGCAGCGUAGCGCUGAGGAGAAGGAGAUCCUCCGGAAUGUCAGUGGGAUAAUGAAGCCGGGCAUGAACGCCAUCCUGGGCCCGACAGGAAGUGGAAAGACCUCGCUCCUGGAUGUCAUCGCCGGCAGGAAGGACCCCCGGGGGCUCCGUUCGGGCCAGGUUCUGGUGGACAAUCAGAUCAUGACCUCUGAACUCCGGCUACGAUCUGCCUACGUGGUGCAGGAUGACAUUCUGAUGGGCACACUAACAAUCAAGGAGAACCUAGAAUUCUCAGCGAAUCUCCGCCUGCCUCCACGGGAAUUCUCCGCGGAGGAGAAGAAGCUGAAAGUAAAUGCUGUAAUCAGAGAACUGAGCCUACAAGACUGCGCUGACACCAAGAUUGGCACAGAGUUCAUCCGUGGGGUGUCAGGAGGGGAGAGGAAGAGGUGUAGCAUUGGCAUGGAGCUCAUCACCUCACCCUCCCUUCUCUUCCUGGACGAGCCUACCACCGGUCUGGAUGCCAACACUGCCUUCUCCAUCAUCCGCCUGCUUCACAGGCUGUCGCGAAACGGGAAGACAAUCAUCUUCUCCAUCCACCAGCCGCGGUACUCCAUUUUCCGCCAGUUUGACCACCUGACUCUCAUGAACAAGGGCGAAAUCAUCUUUGCUGGGCCUGCCGAGAAGGCAGUGGGCUACUUCGAGGGGCUGGGAUACAAGUGUGAACCUUUUAACAACCCUGCCGAUUUCUUCCUGGACAUCACCAAUGGAGAGAUCGCCCCCUGUACAGACAUGGCCACGCCAGGUCUCCAGAGCGCCUCAGGCAUGUUGUCUGGGGACAAGAACCCCCUGGCGCUCUGUUACAAGGAGUCGGAGUUCUGCAGCCAGGUGGAGGAGCAGCUGAAGCAGAUGGGUCAGGUAGCUGACCCAAGUGCCACACCAGUCCACAUAAGGGCCUCUUAUGCCACACCCUUCCAUUACCAGCUGAUGGUGGUUUGUGGACGGACAGUGAAGAACAUCCUGAGAAAUCCACAGACCUCUUAUGCCCAGCUUGCCCUCAACAUAGUUUUUGGGAUUUUGGUGGGACUCAUCUACUACCAGAUCCCAAACACCAUCCCUGAAGCCCUGCAGAACAGAAUCGGGGCUUUCUUCUUCUUGGUCAUCAAUAUGAUCUUUGGCAACCUGUCGGCAGUGGAGCUCUUCAUCAGCGAGCGUGUGCUGUUCAUACAUGAAAAUGCCAGUGGCUACUACCGCACCUCUGUGUAUUUCCUGUCCAAAGUGUUUGCUGACCUCAUCCCUAACCGCAUUGUCCCAGUGUUCCUGUUCUCUGGGGUGUCUUAUUACAUGAUGGGGUUGAAGAAUGCUACAGAUGCCUUCUUUCUGUAUUGCUUGACCAUGAGCCUUGUGAGUCUGGCCGCAGUCAGCUUGGCGUUCCUGGUCAGCGCCAGUGUGGGCUCCUUCGCUGUGGCCAACGUGCUGAUCGCCCUGCCCUACGUCUUCAUGAUGGUGUUUGGGGGCUUCCUUGUCAACCUAAACUCCAUGCUGUCCUGGCUGUCUUGGCUUAAGUGGAUCAGCAUCUUCCGCUACGGAUUGGAUGCGCUGACUAUCAAUGAAAUGAAGGGACAGGUGUUUACCAACAACUACACCAUAGUGACCGGGGAGAUGUACAUGACCCAGCAGAGCAUCGACUACAGUCCCUGGGGCUUCUGGCAGAACGAGGUUGCGCUGCUCGGCAUCAUGAUCGUCUGCAUGCUGAUGGCCUACGUUCAGCUACGCAGAAUCAACAAGUGGAAGAAUUCCAACCCUCAACAGAAGCAGAACGUCAAACACAUGAAAACGGGAUUACAAAGCCAGAUGUGUUUACCCCUCUCAUGGUACGUUCAACACUUGCGCCAGGGCAGGUAACUCUGCAAACCAGACAGAAUGACUGAGGGCACACCUCCACCUGCUUCUUCUGCUAUGCCUCGGUGGUAAGGAGUUUAUUUCAUCUAAAUCAUGCAGUGUGUGUGAAGAGGCCAUUUUAUGCAUUUUGAUAUUGCAAAACUAAAACAAAACAAAUGCAACUGCUAACAGUAAACCCUUAAAGGGAGGAAUGACUAACAUUUUGUUUCAGAUAUAUUGAGUUUACAGGUGAAGAUUUACACCUGGAUGUUUUGCAGUAUCUUACACAUACUCUAAGAUAUUAAUGUUUUGAGUUUUUAUGCUGAUUUCCGCUUCUCUAACGAUUGUACAAAGAGACGUUUUUCUGUCAGAUCAUUUCAGAGCGUCAUCUCGAUCCUUCACCAAGUGUUGUCUAAGUAAGUCCUGGAUUAAAUAUUUUAACAGGCUGAAGGGAUUGGCCUGUUCCAGAUGAUGCAGUUCCACACUGCACAUCGGCAGAAGUGGGAGCUGACUAUUGAGGGAAUAUUGUAAAUCCUCACACUUAUUCUAUCCUGUUCACAGUCAAGACCUGCACACCAGAUUCCAUUCAGGACUGUAACACAACAUACAUGUAAACCGAAGAAGGAACCAUUUCAGGGGUUAUGGUAUAGUAUGUUAUUUUGAAUUAUUCAUUUCUCUGUACAACUAGAAUACACAAAAGGCUUUCAGAGACCAGAGAUGAAGGCUUUAACAAAAGGAGACAUUAGGGUCCACUGUCUGUUUUCUGAACUCACAUAUAAGUGUUUUCUUGCAAGUAAUUAAAACCAUUGAACUGUACUGAAAACAAAUUAAAAAUGACUACAAAGUUAAAUAGUAAUUCAUCUUGUUGUUUAUAUAACUAGGUCACAUAAUAAUAUACCUAAGGAAUAACUGAAACGGGUCUGACUAGGUCUUGCUUUUUUAUAUCUACUGCUUGUCACUGCUGUCAAUCCUAAUGUUCUAUGCGGUUAAAAUGCAAAAUUUUGCGUUGUUAGCAAUAUGUAAUAAAAUGUGAGACAGAUUUCCAGAGUCACAAUACUAUAAUACUGUCACAAUCUCAGCUCAUAGAUACAUAUUUCACCAUUACACUGGAUUCCCAGCCCACAGCAUUAUUAACACAUUAUUCUCAUGGAAGCAGUCUUCAGAACAUAUGAUUUGACAGUGACAUUCAAAUUUUCUGUGACCAGUGUUCCUUGACUGAGAACGAUUAAAAGGAGAGUUUAAACGUAAAUUAAACACUAUUCAUACAUUCCAUUGAUACACAUGAUGAGCGGUUACUGUUCAUCGCUGCAGAUUGUAAAAACACAGAAAAAG
Molecule: messenger RNA, 3480 nt
Organism: Lepisosteus oculatus (spotted gar)
Lineage: Eukaryota; Metazoa; Chordata; Actinopteri; Semionotiformes; Lepisosteidae
Product: broad substrate specificity ATP-binding cassette transporter ABCG2-like
Biological process (GO): transmembrane transport
Cellular component (GO): plasma membrane
Molecular function (GO): ATP binding; ABC-type transporter activity; ATP hydrolysis activity
Source: RefSeq, a predicted model, not a curated record